AUGCGGUGCGCUUCGUUGCAGCCGUUCACCGAAAAGGUACUCGCCCAUGAGGUGAAGCGGCAAUGCGUUGGCCAGGCCAUGGGCGAUUUUUCAAAGCUACCGCAUAAAGUACAGCAAUUCAUUGCCGAGAAAACGGCUUUGAUGAAACCAGCUAGUAUUUACAUUUGUGACGGUGGUCUUGCAGAAGGCGAAGAACUCAUAAGUGAUAUGAUCGAGCGGGGUAUGCUGGCCCCGCUCGAAAACAUGACUAACUGUUACGCGUGCCGAACUGACCCACGGGAUGUCGCUAGGGUUGAAAGCAAAACUUGGAUGUCGACACCGGAUAAGUACGAUACAGUGACUCACACUCCGGAAGGGAUCACGCCGAUUAUGGGUAACUGGAUGAGUCCAGAGAAGCUUGGCCAAGAGCUUGAUGACCGUUUUCCUGCCUGCAUGACAGGCCGAACAAUGUACGUUAUUCCGUUCAGCAUGGGGCCGAUUGGCAGCAGGUUGUCGAAGAUCGGUAUUGAGUUGACGGACAGCAUUUACGUUGUGCUCUGCAUGCGUUUGAUGACACGUGUGUCCCCAAAAAUUUUUGAGGUAUUGGGCGACAACGACUUCGUGCGUUGCAUCCACUCUCUUGGUGUACCACGUCCGGUGAAAAGAAAAAUCGUCAAUCAGUGGAUCUGUAAUCCAGAAAAGACCAUUAUAGCGCAUCGUCCGGCACAGCGAGAAAUCUGGUCUUUCGGCUCUGGAUAUGGUGGCAAUAGCAUGUUGGGCAAAAAAUGCUUUGCUUUGCGAAUCGCUUCAAACAUCGCCAGAGAUGAGGGUUGGAUGGCUGAACAUAUGUUGAUAACCAGUUUCACGAAUCCUCAAGGAAAAGAACGGUUUAUUGCCGCUGCUUUUCCAUCUGCAUGUGGCAAGACCAACAUGGCAAUGCUGCAUCCGUCUCUAAAAGGAUGGAAGGUGAAGUGCAUAGGUGAUGACAUUGCUUGGAUGCGUUUCCGCGAAGAUGGACAGCUUGUUGGUAUUAAUCCGGAAGCUGGUUUCUUCGGUGUUGCUCCAGGAACAUCACACAAAACGAACCCUACAGCCAUGGAUACGUGUAUGAAGAAUUCGAUUUUCACGAACGUGGCAACGACAGCUGAUGGAGGCGUAUUUUGGGAGGGUCUAGAAGACGAGUUGCCGGAUAAAAAUGUGCAAAUGAGGAACUGGUUGAACGAGCCGUGGAAAAUUGGAAUGCCCGGGAAGGCGGCACAUCCGAAUUCUCGAUUUACGACUCCGGCUAAUCAAUGUCCGAUCAUGCAUCCAAAAUGGGAAGACACUGCUGGAGUGCCUAUCGAUGCGAUCAUUUUCGGUGGUCGACGACCGGAGGGUGUGCCACUGGUAUUUGAAACUUUCAACUGGAUACACGGCAUUUUCACCGGUGCUUGCUUAAAAUCCGAAGCAACCGCUGCUGCGGAGCAUGCUGCUGUUAACAAGCAAGGAAAGUACUUGUGGCCCGGCUACGGUGAUAAUAUUCGAGUUGUUGAUUGGAUUCUGCGUCGUUUGGAUAACGAAGAUGUAGCAGUGGAAUCUCCGAUUGGUUUACUGCCAAAGAAAGGUAGUAUAAACUUAGAAGGAUUGAAUUUCGUGGACUGGGAUGAGUUGUUCUCACUACCAAAGUCAUAUUGGGAGGAAGAUGCUAAAGAAGUAAGAAAGUUUUUCGACGAACAAAUCGGUCCGGACUGUCCCGCUGAAAUUCGUGCUGAACUGGAUGCACAGGAACAGCGCAUAAAAGCAAUGCAUUAA
Molecule: messenger RNA, 1770 nt
Organism: Soboliphyme baturini
Lineage: Eukaryota; Metazoa; Nematoda; Enoplea; Dioctophymatida; Soboliphymatidae
Source: the annotation of a GenBank genome assembly